GGGAAAAGAAAAAGAAGAAGAAGAAGCAGGAGAGGGGAAAAAACUCAGAAGAGCCUCUGACUUUUUUGGAGAUGGAUUUACAAAAUGUGAAAUCAUUUCUGUGAAGACUUGGGAACUUUUUUUUUAAGACGACAACCAUGACCAACCAGUGAAUUGUCAUCAAAGGGGAGAGAGAAAGAAGAGAGAGAGAAAAAAACAUCAACAAACAACAAACAAACAUCAACCUGCCCUGAAGCAACAGUCACACCAGCCUUUGGAACUUGGGAGCUGCUGCUUUGGUCUCCUCUGAAGGAGCGUGCCGUGAGAGACAGGAUCUCGCCGUGGUUGAGCCGUGGUUGCGCCGUGGUUUGCGCAUCGCUGGUGUGUGUUUUCCGCGCGGCGCUGAACCCCGGGCCGCAGCAUGCCUCGUGCCUGUGCAAGGUGCACGCCGGGAGUCUGACCCACCAUGUGCACAUGGAUGCCACCCUCCUCCGCCGCUCCUCUCCCGGCUCGUCCUGACCUCGUCGCUGGCGCUGCCCGCCCGCGGAGGCCACCGGGGCUGCCGCUGCCGCCGGCGCCCACCCUGCCCAGCGCGGCGUCCCUGUGCCUGGCAUGCCUCACCCUGCUCCUGGCGGCCGGCUCGGCGGCGGCGGCGGGCGGGGGGUGCCCGACCGGGGCCGGGCAGAACCCCUUGCAGGUGCUGGCCAAGGGCAACAACUGCUCGUGGACUUUAGAGCGCCACACGCGCAGCUACAACCACCUGGAGGGCGACGUGCGUCUGCGACGCCUCUACUCCGCCAACAAGUUCUUCCUCUGCAUCGACAAGUCGGGCAAGGUGGACGGCACGCGGCGCAAGAAUUACGCUGACAGCCUGAUGGAAAUCCGAUCUGUCAGUGUGGGAGUUGUCGCCAUCAAAUCUGUCAGCACUGGGCUGUACUUAGCCAUGACCAAAAAGGGCUCCCUCUUUGGAUCGCCGCGGUACAACCCCAGCUGCAAAUUCAAGGAGCGGAUCGAGGAGAACGGCUACAACACGUACGCCUCGCUGCGCUGGCGGCACGGCGGCCGACAGAUGUUCGUGUCGCUCAACGGCCGCGGAAAGCCCCGCCGGGGACACAGAGCCCGCAGGCGGCACCCCUCCACCCACUUCCUACCCAUGAUGCCUACGUAAUUGCCCCCACUUACCCGGCCCCCCCAGCCUCCGAAGUGGCUCCUCCCAUCCCUCUCAUAUUAGUGUUGUCAUCAUCAUUGCUGUUGAUACUCUUAUUAUUAUUAUUAUUAUUAUAUAUUUGUUAUGCUAUUAUGAUGUUACUGUUGUAAGCCCUCUCCCCUUGUAUGUACAUUUGUUGGGGCUUUGUGUUUGUUUGUUUGUUUGUUUUUGUUUGUUUUUAUCAUAUUAUGCUUAGUGUGGCCACAGUGGAGUUACCUUUAAGUUAUUCUCCCUCUGCCCCUGUGUAUGCCUUAGGUUUUAAAGUAAGGCUGCUAAAACAUGUAUAAAACACAGUUUACUUGUAAAUAUUAUGAUGUCCAUCCCUAUCACUCUUCUGAGUAGAAAGUCUGUUCAAGUCCAACAUGAUCUUAAAUGUAUAAGCUGGACUGGAUGUUCAAGUUGGAUUCUCUGAAGAGGCUGAUCAUCUGAUUUGAGACGGUGACUUUGGACUGCAUUUGUGGACAAUGGGAUCUUACUCUCUCCAGAUAAAAGUGGAUGGACAUACAUACAGUAUAUACUGUUUCACUCGCUUCACUACUGAGAAACUCUGGCAGAGACAGUGCAUCGGUGUGUGUGUGUGUGUGUGUGUGUGUGUGUGUGUGUGUGUGUGUGCGUGCGCGCGCGCAUGUUUGUGUGUGUGUGUGUGUGUGUUUGAGUGAAGCCGUGAUCCCUGUUAAGUGCAGACUCAUGCGAUGAGAUUCAUCUCUGAUUAGAUAACUAUGCUGGGAGUUCCUCUCGCGUUUUUAUGCCUCGGCAGGAGAUCCCUUUUUUACGCCUUUCAUGGAGCAGAGAUAGGUUUUGUUUACUGCUGGUCCAAGUGUCUGCCCCCUUCGCAAGGUGAACAAACAUAGUAAAACAAACUGGCCCCGGGGCGAGUCUGGACAAGCUCACGUCAGUGGACUCCCCUGGGUCUUAGCCCUGAUGGGCACUCGGCGCAGGUAGAAGCUCCGUGGUUGUCUGGCAACCAUCACCCUGAAAAUGGCUCUGGACUGAAAUCCCUAUGUAUCUAAUGGGGCCUUUGGUUUCUGAAGCGCAAAAAAGGAAAUGAAUUGACCCUUUCAUACUAUUUCAUGUGUAGACUGUACUUCUUACUCCCUUACACCACACUAACAUGUCUCCACCAAUCUGUUGCAAAUAGAACGUCUAAUAUAUUUAAUUAUUUCGAAACUCUGUGUUGAAAGUGAGGCUCCAUCUCUUCUCCCCUUUGUGUUUUGCUGAAGUUCAUGUCCGUUUCUUGGUCGACCGUCAUGUAUUGCCUGCCUACUCCAUCGCCUGCAAUCAAGGACGUGAUCAUGGAACACUGUUUAAUAAGCAUAUUCCUUUACUGCAGAGGAGCAUUUGUGUGUGUCUGUCUUGUUCAGC
Messenger RNA from Sardina pilchardus (European sardine), 2548 nucleotides. It is a transcript of the gene fgf22, whose product is annotated as fibroblast growth factor 22. Gene Ontology annotation, biological process: positive regulation of cell population proliferation; cell differentiation; fibroblast growth factor receptor signaling pathway. Gene Ontology annotation, molecular function: growth factor activity; fibroblast growth factor receptor binding. Bases 446 to 1147 code for a protein of 233 amino acids. The transcript has 3 exons. The record is from RefSeq and is a predicted model, not a curated record. Lineage: Eukaryota; Metazoa; Chordata; Actinopteri; Clupeiformes; Clupeidae. Gene Ontology annotation, cellular component: cytoplasm.